UAAGAUUUCCCCUCUCUCUCCUAGAUCCCCGCCAUCGCUCGGUCGGAUGGGAGGGGGCCUUUGUUCAAACAUAGUUCAAUGUUACGUUGCCAAGCACGGUCAAGUUGGAAUUUCUCUGCCGUCCCUCACUGCAAUGACGAUGGGAAGAAACUCGCUCCAAUGGAUUUCAGCGAUUUGCAUGAUAUACUUAGUGUCAGGGGAAGGUUGCUCCCUGGUCCUCAAGCCCGCCAGAGUGGUGGUGAAGUUCGGGGAGCCCGUGUCAGUCACAUGUGAAGCCGCCCGUCGACCUCGAGUACUGGGUUGGGAAUCAACAGUCGGCGCAGCCCAUACCCAGCAGGACCUCUCGGUCCAGUGGAAGGCAGACAGCCUUAUCGAUUGGAUAGAGGAGCCUAUCUGUUAUGGAGUAUUUUCCACUGCCCCCAGGCAGUGUGAGGAGAAGCUCAACCUGGUCCUCUACAAAACCCCCGACAGCGUCUCUAUCCGCUUAGUGAACCACACUGGCUCCAUGAAGGAAGGCAAGGAGUACCAGCUUCUCUGCGAGGUGCAGAACAUCGCUCCUGUCCAGUACUUAGUGCUGAGGUGGUACAGGGACCAGACAGAGGUCUAUCACAGUGCCUUCACUGAACUCACACAAUCCUCUCCGGUGCAAGUCUCCUCCAUUCUCUUGAUAACUCCAACCAGAGCGGACAAUGGAGCCCAGUACAGGUGCGUGGCCGAGCUGGACCUUGGACCAGAGGGGCCCCAGCUGGCUCCUACAGUCUCCUCCGGCUCCCUGAAUGCCUCCGUACACUAUCCCCCAGACUUUCUCAGUCCGGAGCCAGAGAUGCUGGACCUGGUAGUGGGGGAGGAGGUCACCCUAAAUUGCAGUGCCACUGGGUACCCUACGCCCAUAUACAGUUGGCUGUCAGCCCAUACCCUGCAGGAGACCCUGACGGAUGAAGCCAUCAUCACGUCCUCUUCGCUGCUCCCUGGUACCUACACAUGCACUGCCUCCAAUAGGCUCGACAGCAAGAGCAAGCGCUUUCUGCUCAAGGCCAGAUCUAAAGGUGUGUAGAAAACUAGAUCCUGUGAAUGCGAUGGCAGCCAAGAAGAACAUUGAGAGUAUGAGAAGUAUUCUUCAGGGGAGAAAAUAUGUGUCUUCCAGGGAAGGGGUGCCUUGAAAACUCAAAGGAUAUUUGGGGGGUCUUAGCACGGAGAAUCACAGGUCACUUAAAGCGCAGAAGGUGAAGCAACUCAUCAAGGAGUUGUUAUUCCCUUGUAACAGAUGUGUUUUAUUUGAAUAUAGAUGUUCUCAAACCUAAUUUGUAGUUUUAAGAUAUAUUGCAUCUUUUAUUUUUUGACAAAGAAAUGCUCUUUAAGACUAUUAAAAACUAUAUUACUUACCUUGCUAGACAAAAAGAUAAUCUAUCUGACCUACAAAUAUAUUUAAUGUCUAAAAUAAUAUUAUUUGUUUUUUUUCUGUUUAAAAAUUUGUAUAGAUAAUACAAACAAGUGAUAGUUAAUCCUUUAGAGCAUUACUCACCAUUAUAGUUAGAAAAGUAUAAGCGUGUGGAGGUAUAACAGUGCCAAAUGACCUCAAUGUAAAAUGGCAUGUUGAAUUAGUAAAAACUUAAUAAAAACAUAGCACAAUAACAAGGCUUGAAUAUUUGCAAUGUCUGCAUUUUAAUUUGAUGCUUGAAAUUUUUUAUUGUUGAAUUUGGUUGAUAAAAUACCAUCUUCAUUAUUCUGCAGGUAAAAUGUAUUUCAACCUUGCAAAUUCAGGUUUAAAUUCAGCUAGAAAAUGCUGUCUUAAUAUUCACCUUCCGGGUAUCACAGAAAGAGCAACAGAUUGCCAAGAAAAUAACUGAAAGUGGCUUGAACCGUAAAUUUGAACUUAGAGCUUGGUUCAUCUUGUGGCUUCCACUGUCUGACAAUCCCAUCCCUACCACUCCCAUAACCACCAGAGCUUGGAGCAUGCUCUGCCUCCAAGCGUAUGUGUAAGUGUGUCUGCAAUCCAUUGCUCUUCCUUUGCUGGCAUGUUCAAUUUAAUAUUACUUGCCAAAUAAUUAAGAUAGUAAUUUAACAAAUUCAACAACAGAAAUAUUUCUAGCAUCAGAUGCAUGCAAUGCAGAAAAAUCAAAGCAUUGUUUUUGGGUGACGUUUUAUUAAAUUAAUGGAAUUCAACAUGCCAUUUGCAUUGAGGACACUUGGCAAUAUUAUACUUGAACAUAAGCAUCAUUAAUACUUUUGUUUUGUUGGUUUUCUCCAAUCAAAUAUAGAAAGUACAACACACAACAUGAGUGGUUUGUAAUCUAGCAAAUAUACAUUGACAAUGCAAGUGUCAACAUUUGUUCUGUUUCUGGAAAAAUGCUAUGUUUGUAUUUCAUUUGUUUUUAAUUAAUUUAAGCCUGGAUUUACUUGCUUCACCAUGUCCUGGACAGGCCUACAGCUGCUACUUACCGACUUCAUCCUGGAACCAUCUGAGCCAUAUUGGACAAAUAGGGUCCAAAUUGAUUCAUUAUUUAUAUCCCUUUGCUCCAUGACCUGGCCACCUCUGAUACUUCUGAUUAGAUUAUUAAAUGCACACGUACAGUAAGAGUUAUUUUUUGUCCACUGGCCAGGACCAGCUUAUUUGUUUCAUCAAUGACAUUUCCUGUAAAUCAACUACGAACCAUGUUUCCCAAUUAAAAUGAACUCAUGCUAACAUGGAACAUUUGCAUCUAUUUAAAUUAAUAUUCUACUUUAAAAUAUGUCAAAGGAAUAUUGCAUAUUUAUUCUAAGAUGUUCUGUUUUAUUUAUCUUCUUUUUCCCCCCUAUUUCAUACAUUUAACCAUACCUUUACUACAGUGUGAUGCUUUCUUGGUCGUUUUUGACUUGGAAUCUUUUUUUUUUUUAGACUUUUUCGACUAAAGUACAAAGGUUUUUUUUUAUAAAUAAAGUUCACUAACUUUCUUUCAGCAAACAUGUCGUGGUGUACUUACUCUAUCGGCCACCAUAUGUCGCAAUCGAGAAAAUGAUUUGCCAUUUGUAAAGUACAUUCAUUGGUUAGAUGGUUCGGUCACGUGACCAAAACAGGAAGUGUAAUGGGAUAGUCGGAAAGUACUUCUAGGUUGUUUUUGUGUUCGUUUCUUGAACCUAAAAGUUACCUUUGUCAAAGGGCCAUCCGUUUAUAAAGAAACAUGCCAGCGAAAGACCCGUGUCAAAAGCAAGCAUGUGCAAUUCAAACGUGUUUGCAAGCAAACAAAUAUGUCGAAAGUAUGUGUGAGGAUGUGCUAAGGGAAAUGCGACGAUGCUGCCAGAGUCUGUCUGCCGACCGUGUGUCCGUUUGUUGCAGCGGGUUUUCAAGAGACCAGAAUACUACAAAGAAUCAAACGACUACUUUAUAAGAAUUAUGUAGAUGUCAUUGCAUUUUAUAUUACAAUACAAUCGGAGUAAUCAUGUAUUUAUGUUAUUACAUUUAUUUGGAGGAGAUACUGUUUUGGUUGGUGUACCUAAAUGAAUAAACGUGCAAGCACUGGUUGUAGCCUA
This is a messenger RNA of Gadus morhua (Atlantic cod), 3507 nucleotides long. RefSeq names its product cx9C motif-containing protein 4. The coding region runs from base 47 to 1054 and encodes 335 amino acids. Lineage: Eukaryota; Metazoa; Chordata; Actinopteri; Gadiformes; Gadidae. Gene Ontology annotation, molecular function: integrin binding. Gene Ontology annotation, biological process: cell adhesion. Gene Ontology annotation, cellular component: mitochondrial intermembrane space. The transcript has 7 exons. The record is from RefSeq and is a predicted model, not a curated record.